AGAAUAUAGGACGGAGGAAGAAACCUUGGAAAUAGAGGGCACAACCAUGUCUAAAUAGUUAACCUGCUACAGUGUUCCCAAAAUCUAUCCAGAUAUACCUGAAUUAUUGAUAUUGGGUGCUGAAUCCAUGUAUAUUGAAACUUUCAAUAGAUUCCAUUUUGCCAGGACAAUAGGGAAAUGAACGUCAUUUAGACAUCACAGUUUAUUUGUAUCUUGGCUUUUCUUGCUGAUUUACCAUGGGUGGGAGGCAGAAGGGAAGGAGAAAUUUCCAUUUAAAGUGCCACAAAGCUCAAACUGCUUGGCUGGUAACACCCUCCUGGUGGACAAUCACUUAUGUCACUUAAGCUAUAAUCCUAUGAUGGCCUGGGAUUCUCAUCUGAAAAAUAACAUCUUUUUUUUUCCAUAUGCUGUACCAUCUUAUUAGAUAUCUGUGGAAGUACUUCAGUGACAUUCCUCACAAUUUCAAAAGAAGACUGUGCAAGACUUUCUUCAUGGUUCAUUGUAAACUUUUGAACUUCCUCUGCUGAUCAGCCGCAGUAGCAUGUUAACCUUAUAAGCAUGGCACAAAGCCCUUAUUUUUCCUACAGGCUUUUUAAAAAGGCUGUAGGGAAAAUGAUUUAAAAUAAAUAUUAAACAUUAUUUUUUAAUUGGGUCACUGUAUUAAGCAUAAUUCUUCAUAGGCAACUUAAAUAAUUUUAGUGAGUUAAGUAUAUGUACUGUGUUACAGAAGAUGUAUGAUUUAACUUUAAUAAUGAGAUUUUUAUUUGGGGGUUUUUACUCUGAAGACAGCUAAGAAAAAUUUCAGAGCUUCCCAAAACCACUCUUUCCAAAGAAACCACAAUGUUACAGAGCCCUUUCAUCAUCCAGCAUACGGUACCAUAGAACACAAAAAUAUACACUGUACUACUUUAAAUUAAUUCAUAUUUGCAGGAGACAGUCUGUGUGAGUAUGUGCAAUUAUGAAAUGCAACUUUUUUUUCCUCUUGACUUUUUUAGCUGCCUCACCCCUUUUAUUUGAACACAUGCAUAUGGUGUGUGAGAGUGAGCAAGCUCUCUGUAAAUGUUUGGAAGGAGCAUCUGUCAGACAAUAAAACUUACAAGAAAAUAUGCUUCUCAUUUAAAGUGUAUUCACUAGAACUAUUCCAGCGUUGGAAUCAGUUCAUUUGUAUAACUUAGAGGCAUUAAUAAGAACAGAGAACUGUAAAGUCACCAGAAAACCCGAAUUAUUAGUAAGAAUCCAAGGUAUUUUUUUUUUAAGCAUUUCAUCUAUUCGGCAUUACAAGCUUCUGAUAGGAACCUGAACCAGUUGACAUACAGGAAACCUCUGAUAGUCCAUCCAAAAAGAUUGCAAGUAAGAAGAUGCCAUGCUUUUUGCAAACCUGGAAAGUCUAAAGAUUACAAUAAUUGUUGGACCAAAGGGACCCUCUUCAGGCAUAAAUAGCAAGACUCCUACUGUCUUCUCUUGCAGACCAACUCAGCUGCCAGCAAAAGCAGGUGCUCUCCCCCUACCAGUGCUCCAGAGGAAAUAUUUAGGAAUGGAAAACUUGAUGUUUGUCUACUGCUCCAGCAAAAUUAUCUGGACAUUGCUUGUAACAAUUCUAGGUUAUGCCAGCAGCCUGCCUGUGCGUGAUGAUUCUAUUUGCACAGCAGAGGAACUUGCAAAGUACAGCAUAAUCUUCACAGGGAAAUGGAGCCAGACUGCUUUUCCUAAGCAGUAUCCACUUUAUAGGCCACCAGCACAGUGGUCAUCAAUGCUAGGUGUUACUCAUAGUUCUGACUACAGCAUGUGGAAAAAAAAUGAAUAUGCCAGCAAUGGUGUACGUGAUUUUGCUGAAAAGGGUGAAGCAUGGGUAUUAAUGAAAGAAAUAGAAGAAGCUGGAGAGAAAAUUCAGAGUGUACAUGGAAUCUUCUCUGCUCCUGCCAUUUCCAGUGGUACAGGACAAACUUCCACUGAAUUAGAAGUGCGUUCAAGACAUCCCUUAGUUUCAUUUGUUGUACGAAUUGUGCCAAGCCCCGACUGGUUUGUGGGUAUUGACAGCCUAAAUCUCUGUGAAGGAGACCACUGGAUGGAAGAAGUAUCAGUAGAUCUAUUUCCAUAUGACGCUGGAACAGACAGUGGUUUCACAUUUUCCUCCCCGAACUUUGCCACUAUUCCACAGGAUACAGUUACAGAGAUCACUUGUUCCUCCCCAAGUCACCCAGCAAACUCAUUUUAUUAUCCCAAACUCAAAAUUUUGCCACCUAUUGCUCAAGUAACAAUGGUGAAAUUAAAGAAAAACCAGCUGGGUCUUCCUAUACCUCAUCUUAAUCAGCCAGCUAAAAGUAAUGAAAUAUUAGACUCCAUCUCAGAAACACCACUGGACUGUGAGGUUUCCCAAUGGUCUUCCUGGGGUCUCUGUAGAGGUCCUUGCAGAAAACCAGGGACCAAGAUCAGAACUCGUUUUGUACUUCUUCACCCUGCCAAUAAUGGAACUCCUUGUCCAAAUCUGGAUGAAGAAACAGGAUGUGAACCAGAUAAUUGUGUCUGAAAUAAAUAAAAGAUAAUAAUUUAGAUAAUUUAAAAGUAGGAUAAGUUUAACUAAAUCUAAACUAUGUCAUUCAACGUUCCUUAUAAUUCAGGUAUGCUGCACUAUUUUGUGGAAAAGAUAUUAGACUGGUUUUGAAAGUUGUUGUUUAAUAUCAAGAUUUUUGGGUCGUUAAAUCCUUAAGGUUUAGUAUGACAACAGUUCUCGAUCAUUUACAGACCAGAAAACCCAAAUAAAUCUUUGUUAUAAAUAUACUGUAAGUUCUUGGAGUACCCUCUAGUGGCAGAAAAGAAGACAUUUGGAAAGAUUACGCUUCACACAUGUAAAAAUCUUUCUAUCACAAAAUCUAAACUGGUAACAUUCUUAAAUGCUGUAAUUUGUUGAUUUACAACUAUUUAUACCUAGAAAUUAAUUUUUCUCUAAAUUAUGUUUAUUAUAAUUUAUUGGCAUUUUUGUCGUCUUUCUAAACAUGUUUUACUUGCCUUUCUUCAGAAACUACUUAUAUAAAUCAGAGUGACCAGAUGUUUGCAGUAUGGCUAAGAGAAUAGUAUGACUGAGUAAACUUGUCUUGAGACU
Molecule: messenger RNA, 3100 nt
Organism: Cygnus olor (mute swan)
Lineage: Eukaryota; Metazoa; Chordata; Aves; Anseriformes; Anatidae
Gene: SPON2
Product: spondin 2
Exons: 6
Coding region: 1364-2527 (387 amino acids)
Biological process (GO): cell adhesion
Cellular component (GO): extracellular matrix
Source: RefSeq, a predicted model, not a curated record